Messenger RNA from Aureobasidium pullulans EXF-150, 795 nucleotides. RefSeq lists its product as uncharacterized. The transcript has a single exon. The record is from RefSeq and is a predicted model, not a curated record. Lineage: Eukaryota; Fungi; Ascomycota; Dothideomycetes; Dothideales; Saccotheciaceae. The coding region runs from base 1 to 795 and encodes 264 amino acids.
AUGUGGUUCACAGCUCUCGUUUUCAGCAUUCUGAGCAUUGCAAUCGCGACUCUGCCGUUUCGAUCUACCAACCAUCUCACGCCUUCAAAAUUCAGCAAGAGCAUCUAUCAUUGGCUCUUCAAAUCCGAACUACCAGCUACGACAUCAGAACAGCAUUUUCCAUUUCUGAAGCUUCCACCAGAAAUACGACUUCAAAUCUACCGCUACGCUCUACCUCAACGGCAAACGAUCAUUCUUACCAAACCUUCCGCACCACAAUGUCCAUUUCCGCAAAGAUCGCCUUUACCCGCCUUUGUACCGGCCAUCUUGCUCAGGCUUCAUUCUGGUUGUCCUUGUCAAACGAGAUUGACACCGCCAUUCCUGCCGAUUCUCCAAGUCUCACGUUUGCUACGACGUGAAGCUCAACCUUUGUUCUACAGUAACAACGCCUUUGUGUUGAACAUCGAUAUGCCACAAACACUUCUCCGCAUCCCCAAUCUCCUCGACAUCUUCCAAAACGGCAUGAUGGAUGGUGGAGAAAUCCUUGAUCUGGUAAAAGACUUCAGAAUCAGAGUCGGUGGAAACGUCAUGGUGGAUGUUUGUGGAAACCCAAACAGGUGGAAGAAAUAUGGUGGCAGAGUUUUGGUUGCUACAAUGCCUUCGGAUGAGAUUACAGGAAUGUUGAGGAGUGAGGAAAAUAUAGCAAAGUGUGUAGGCAAGGUGCUCCAAGGUGUUGGGGAGGAUGGCGGCGUCAACGUUGAUGUGGUGAGGAAGAUUUUGGACGAGGUGUUUUGGAAUUGGGAAGAAAAGGCUUGA